AAACGGUAUCAGCUCUUUCCCGAUAGUGCUAUGCCACCAGAAAUCCGAUAAGAUAAUAAUUAGUCAAAUGGUUACAGCAGAGCAGUUCGCCAUGAGCAACAGCAGUCCCAAGUUUCGUCGCGCGAGGAUCAACCCUAAUUUAACAGCCAAAAAAAUUGACAACAAUUAGCAAUCAGUAUUAUCUUCACUAUCAUCCACACAGGUUCCAUACCAAAUAUCAAUCGACACAGUGAUAGCGAUGCUGUUGUCAACUGCCCGUCGAUUAUUUUACGGAGAUCGAACCGAAGCGUUGCGAGGUUAAAUGAAAUCCCAUCCUAAAUUACUAUCGAUAAUAAUCCAAUAAUCGACUAUUCAUCGGUUGAAAAUGGCGCGCAGUUAAUUAUUCUACUUCAGUUUCGCAUAUCUGGAAGGAAAAAAUAAAACAGUGUUAUUUGUGCAUCCACAGUGUACCGUAAAUCCCAAUUGGGAAAAUGACACCAGGAAAGUUAUUCUCGUCAUCCUCAACGUCAUCGUCGGGUUGUUAAAGCCUGGUCACGCGAAGUUUCCUGGAGACUGUGAAAACGGAUAAAGAACGAGGAACCGCGAGAAAUCGAGAGGAACCUGAUCUAUCGCUAUCAUAGAGAGUCUCUGGUACAGGUGUCGAAUUUCCGGUGUGGCUGCUGACCAUCGGUGUCUAUGUGUUCUGCGUAUCUGCGGUCAUAAUAAAUGGCGACGAGAAAGUACGCGGUCUUUUUACACGUGACGGUUCUACUGUCCAUAUCCUCCCUGAUUAUAAUAUGCAUCUCAAUGGGUACAGAGGGAUGGAUAAGUGCACCGACAUCUGUCGUCAGGGAAUCUCAGACCAUUGAAGACUCUGACGUCAAUCACGGACUCUUCAAAGGCACUUUGAUUAGACGCCUCGUGCAGACACCUAGAAAUUAUGAUAUAUACAUAACGUGCGUCUGGUCAUCAAAUGCUUGUGCUUGGAGCUGUCUAGCAGACGCUUCUGCUAGAGUCGCUGAAGUUAAAUCACUUCUUGCUGGUGAAUCUCCUUCUUUUGCUUGUCUAACGUCUACCAGGACUUUGGCUACGAAUUCAUCUAUCAAAAGUACAAAUGGUGAGCGACUAACAUUACUCUUUUUGGGUGAACAUUUUUAUAUCUCAUAUUUAUAUUCAGAUACUGGCGGUGAGCAAUUUUUUAAUGCGGGCGCCUGGUUGUGCACAGUGAUAGCAAUGAGUCUUUUGAUGCUUGCUGUCGUUCUGACGAUUGCUGUGACGUUUUUAAACAUCUUCAAGAAUCCCGCUGAGACACUGUUGAACAUUGAAGGAAUUUAUUGGAUGAACGCCAUAACCGUAGGAUUGAAUGUCCUGGUUCUACUGAUCUUCGGAAUCCAUUACGCUCUCGUCACGCAAUAUGGCGUCGCCAUAAGAGAUACAAUAGUCGGCGAAUAUGUAUCUAAUGCAUCCUUAGGAUACUCCUACUGGUUACUCUUGGCGCCGGUCUCUCUGCAUCUGACUAACAUCGGUAUGCUCUACCUCAGGGAGAAAAUAGUAACCAGCGAGCCAGCGGAGCCGAAGUUCGACAUCGAGAACAUCAGCGACGGCAUGAUAGCCCUCUUCUAGAAAGAAAAUAACGUAUAUUAAAAUAUUAAUAUAACCUGUAAGUGAACGAGUGUGUCUAUACUGGAUCAGGUAAAUAAAGGUACUACGAGUGAGCUUGACAAAGGUGUA
Cephus cinctus (wheat stem sawfly) is the source of this 1710-nucleotide messenger RNA. RefSeq lists its product as uncharacterized. Lineage: Eukaryota; Metazoa; Arthropoda; Insecta; Hymenoptera; Cephidae. The coding region runs from base 706 to 1602 and encodes 298 amino acids. The transcript is spliced from 4 exons. The record is from RefSeq and is a predicted model, not a curated record.